UACUUUUGCUGUUAUCUUGUCCUUUGCUUCUGAUUCCUAGAUGUUAAACCACGUUUGAAUCCACAGACGUAGGUGGUGGACAUCCAGUAGUCUCCAGUGGAUUAAUGCUUUCAGUCUACUAUUUAUAUGGCCUCUCUACCCGUCCAGUGCAGGCACGUGCAUGGUGUCCAGUUGAGGUCAGGGUGCCACAGCGGACUGCAGGACCUUUAUGACGAUGAUCCCGGUGGCUAUAAAUGGAGCGUGAUGGUGGGAAGCGGGGUCAGCAGCACGUGGGCGUCCCGUGUCAUAGUCACGACGGUGGCGGUGGCAGCGAUGGCCGCGUCUGCGAUGGUGCUGGGCGCACGGUAGACACGCAGUGCUGGGGGGCUCAGUGAAUGAGUAGUAGCAGAUGUGCUCAGGAAGGAGCGGUGAUGCUUGUCAUGGACAAGAAGAGAGUCGUGUGCAGCUGAUCUUCCUCAAACCAGGGCAAAGCUAGUUGCGGGCAAAUUCAUGGCUCAGUCCUCCGGGGUCACCCAGCCCUUGUCUUUGGUGCAAAUGAAGCUGAUAGGGAAGUCUCUUGCCAAGGCAGUUUUUAGGAAGGAGACACUUCUGGGGUCCCCAAGGUGUUACUGUCCGUGUGUGCCCGAGAUUAUGGGAGGUGGGCUCUCUCUCCUUGGAGAAAGCUCUCUGGAACUUGAAGACACUGGACUCCAGAGCCCAACAAUUAGGGUUGCAGGGCUGAGAAAAGGUGUUUGAGAAACAGUGUGGAUCUGCAUCACUUUUCCCGUGCCCCACUUCCUGCCCCAGAGGAACCCCUUGGAGAUGGCUAGUCACACCCGGCAACCCCAGGGAGCACACAGCAAGGAGCCCCAGGGAGACCAGUGUGUCCCGGAGCAUGAGAUAUAAGUAGGGCAGAGUCUUGGGGGGCAAGUGAUGUUGAGGAGGGUGCCAUGAGUGUUAAUGUCAUCCACACGGUCAGGUAAUGGGCAAGGACAGGGCAGCAGGGGUGAGUGUAGUAGAAGCAGAGGACCAGGGGAGAGCGUCGAUCUUUCCUAGAAGAGGUUCGUUAGGGUGAAGGGUGUGGGAGGAGAACUCUGGGCAUGUUAGUGUAGAUCGCGUCCCUCCCCCCUCCCCCCAAACCAUUUUUCGGGGACUUUAGGGGACCAUAAAUGCUCUGUGUUGUAAGAGUCUUAGAAAACAUCUGUUCAGCACUGUUUUUUGUUUAUUUUAGGGAAGUUGAGGGUAUGUGAGGAGAAGUUGCUCAGCUCAGGGUGCCCUGCCGGUCAGUGACAGAGCAGGUGCUAAAACCAAAUCGCUGAUUCAGAGAAGGCUCUUCUUUUUAUGCUAUAGGACUUCUUGCUUGGGACUUUUGACCUUACGGUUUUCCUCUCUAAGGGAUCCCAGUGCAUGUCUCCUGUGCAGAUCAUACUUCAAAAGACUUGGUGAGUCUACUAAGGGAGGUACCGUCGGGCACCGCGGACCUCAGAUGUCAGGGACUGUUGUCAGAGUGCCCCCAUCUCUGCCAUUUCCCACCUCUCCUUCCAGCCCUUAUGGGCACGGUCUAUAAACUCCAGUGGGGCUUCCUCAAAGAGGCCCUGGAAGUCACCUUUAGGGGAUGACUUCAUUCUUCUCCACAGCCCAGUUUUGCUGGUUGUUUCAUCAUCGGAAACUAUAGGAAGGAUAGAGGUAGGAAUUUUCUUGCCUCUCCUAUUUGCUGAUGGGGGACUAGAGACAAGAUCCAGAUGCCCAAGUAUCUGGAACCCAAUAUUAUAAAUUAGAGAGGAUUCAACUGGGAUCAGGAGCCUUGGUUUCUAGUUCCAGCCCUGUCAACAGCAGAUUCUAUGAUGUGGGUCCGUCCACUUCCGCCCUUGGGAGUGCAAUUCCUCUAUUGUGAAGGGACUGGCAUUGGUUAGACAAUGUCAGGUUGCUGCUAGGUGCUCACACUUCGUGUUCUUGGCACCAGGAAGACUUUUCCAAAGAAAGGAAGAUCCUGAAGUACUUCCUAGGUAUGGAUCCACUCAACCACACGUGGACCCAGAGUUUCAUCCUCUCUGGUUUCAGUGUCCCCGGAACUCUGCGACCUCUUGCCUUCUUGGGGACCCUGUGCCUCUAUCUCCUCACACUGUCCGGGAACCUCUUCAUCGUUGUCCUGGUCCAGGUGGAUGCUGGACUGUCCACGCCCAUGUACUUCUUCAUUGGCGUCCUCUCCUUCCUGGAGCUCGGGUACGUCAGCGCCACGGUGCCCACGCUGCUGCACACGUGGCUCCGUGGGCGCUCAGCCAUCUCGGCAGCGGUGUGCUUCAUCCAGCUGUACGUCUUCCACUCUCUGGGCAUGACCGAGUGCCAUCUGCUGGGCGUCAUGGCACUGGACCGCUACCUGGCCAUCUGCCGCCCGCUCCACUACCGGGCACUCAUGACCAGAAAGGUCCGGUUCUGGCUGGCAGGGGCCGCUUGGGUGGCUGGCUUCUCAGCGGCACUGGUGCCAGCCAGCCUCACGGCCACCCUGCCCUUCUGUCUGAAAGAGGUGGCCCACUACUUCUGUGACCUGGCACCUUUGAUGCGGUUGGCAUGCGUGGACGCAGGCUGGCACGCUCGAGUGCACGGGGCGGUGAUUGGUGUGGCCACUGGCUGCAACUUCGUGCUCAUUUGGGGACUCUACGGGGGCAUCCUGAGGGCUGUGCUGAAGCUGCCCUCGGCUGCCAGCCGGGUCAAGGCCUUCUCCACCUGCUCCUCCCACAUGAUCGUGGUGGCCCUCUUUUAUGCCUCCGCCUUCACGGUCUAUGUGGGGCCACCUGGGAACCGCUCUGAGGGCACAGACAAGUGUAUCGCCUUGGUGUAUGCCCUUCUCACUCCUCUCCUCAACCCCAUCGUCUAUACCCUUCGCAACAAGGAAGUGAGGGAGGCCGUGAAGAGGGUCACUGUCAGGGUCAGGACUAUUCUGAAGGGACCCUGACGGGCUGAAUUGGUCACAGCUCAGCUGCUUGGCUGCAGUGGGAACCGGCCGGUUGGUAGGUCAAUCAUCUGGUCAGGGUUGAAGUCCACACCAGUGAACGAAUCCAUCAGAUUAUCUGUCGAACGUGCUGCAGAUGCGCACUCAGGGGGACAUACUUGGUUCAUCAGAGGUGAACUUGUAGGGAGAAGGGAGGUGUGUGUUCGAUUCCAUUCCAAUCUAACGGGGGAAAAAUGCCACAGAGGAGAAAGGAAAAAACCAGGGACCCCAUGCAAAUGCUUCUGCCGAACUUCCAACCUGGGGAGAUAGAGCAACGCUGAGCAGAUGAAGAUGAUCUAAAGCUAAGGUGGGGGCAGAGCGUUGCCCAGAAGAAAGGGUGGGAGAGUGGAAAACAGGAGCCCAAAGCUAUGGCUCCCAGGUGUGAGCACAGGCAGAGCCAGGGGUGGUGGGCUAUUGGGUGGGGGAGGGCAGCUCCGUGGCGGGGAGAACACCCCCACCCCGGGAGCAGGAGGCCGGAGGCUGCAUUUUACAGUGUGCUCUCUUGGGGCAAGAGGGAGACGGUGACAACGGGGGUGUUGUCUGAGUUCUCGCCCAAUGUCACGGACCAUUCCGGAGAAGGGAUCCGCAGCCGUGCUAAGUAAACAGCAACAGAAACAAAACCCGAGCAGCAAAGAGCUUUGCAAAUCUUGCGUACUAAGCACUCACCUGCGAAGUAGAAAACAGGUUGAAAGAGAAAGCAGGGUCCGUUCUGUGCCUUCCUCCCCUCGGCUCUUCCUCCUGCCCCCCUCCCCCCCCCCCAAACCAAGUCCUCUGCUGAGCAAAGUCUGAAAGUUAAUGCUCAGGUUCAACCUCCGGACUCUGGUGACAUGUAGACUGAAGGUCAAAUGCCUGCCAAAGCAUGUCAGAGGGUGAGAGACAGGACCCAAAUUUUGGCAGAGCUGAGGCCGCUGUAUGGCUCUUGAAUGCCCUAUCUAUUUUCAUUUUUAUACAAGUAACUGCUAAAAAACUCAAACCAAUUAUGUUUGGUAUGUCUGCCCUAUUUCAGAACACAGUGCUAGCUUCUCUCAAAUGUAUGCCUUUAACCUUCAUAAUAUCCCUCGGAAGAAGGAAGAAGCAUCUGAAUAUCGAUGUGAGGAAAAUAGUACGAUUUCUGGGCUCUGGUGAAGAGACACGGACCAGACCGGGAUCCGUGGGGCCACGGGUCUGAGGGUCAGUGGGUUCACCCUCAUGGGCAUGACCUUGGUGAGACGCACGGUCUUGUCCUCUCUGCGUGAGUGCGUGGCCAUUCAUAUCCCUUCCUGCUUACGGAGCUUUGAUUCCAUGAUUGCAACACUGCUUAGAGAAAGCAGGGCCCGAAGGAGGCCCCCAUGGGUCAGAUCUGGACAUCCAACACAGAGAGAGGAGGGUGUUGGUCCAAACCCCUGGUUUUGCUGCUUUUCGACUAUGUCAAAAAAAGACAGACCAAAAAAAAAAAAAAAAAGUAACUUCUUUUUUACUUCUUUUUUGUUUUCCUUAAAAAAUUCUAUAACCAAGAGUUCUAAAAAUUAAGUGAAAGGACGCAUCCUAAGUGUUCAAUAUAUAAGUUAGCCAUAUUAGUCUUAGAGGCCGGGCAGGGUAGUGAUUUAGAGCGUGGGCUUUACUGGCUAUCUGCCUGGGCUCGGACAUUAAUUCUACCAUUUACUUGCUGUGUGACCUUCAGCAACGCACUUAACUCCCUGUGCCUCAGUUUCCUGAUCUGCAAAAUGAAGACAAUACUAGAACUUUUAGGCACUGUGUAAACACUUACCGUUCCCCCACAUACAGUUCUGCAGUGGAAACUUCUUUCUGUGAGGAUGCUUCGUCUCACACAGAGCUCACAUUUUUCUUAUGGGUGACGUCAGUAGAAUUGGUAACAUGCCGAGCGAGGCAUCUUCCUUGGACCUAAGCAUCCGACGUCAGCGCUGCAGGAAGUCCGUGCCGCCUCCCUAAAUGCAAGGUGCAGCACUCCGUUCUGCUGGCCGGUUAUGUCUUACUUUUCUGCUCUGGUCUUUUCUCUCCUCUUGUACCUCUUUUCACUCAGACAGCUCUUGUCGCGGGUGCGGUUAUGGGCACAAUGGAAACAGCUUUGUUCUCUGCGGGGGCAGCACCAGAGAGUGGCUGGGGGCCGCUUGCCCUUGCAAGGGCUUGGGUCAUGUUCAUUAAUAGCCCUGGGGAUCCCGUCCCUGUGUCUACACUCUGCAGUGUGCCCGGGGGCUCACAAUCCUGUUUUGGAGACAAGCAGUUAACAACUCAAGGCAGCAUCAUUGAUUUCUAGCACAGGGCUUGGUGUUCGAUGAUUUAUGAACAAAUCAGUGAAUAAACGGAUGAGAGUCCCAGGAGCGUCACGGAGAUUGAGCGCCCCUCUUUGAACCGCAGACGGAGACAGGGCCUUACUUAGUCUCUCCACAGCUCCAAACUCCCCUCGCCUUCAUUGUAUCAUCUUUCCCCUCUUGCAACCUCGGGUCCUUCCUUCUACAACCUGCAGUUUGGAUCAUCCCUAGUGCCCUUUCCCCACUGAUACAAAGAACUGGGGUGCUGACUUGCUGACUCCUACCUCUAAAACCUGCCCUUUGAGUGGUCCUGUGGGGCCCGAAGGGGCUGGAGUCCCGGCCUGGCUGCCUCUGGCAGAAACCCAAGGGUUUUCCACAGAUAGCAUCACUUUUAAUGUGUGCUAUGACGUGAGAAAAAUGUUUGAGAAACAAUGCCUGGUUGGGGUGAGCGCUGAAGGCAAGACCCGACUUUGUCGACUUCUCCUUCGGUGACCUCCGGAGAAGACUAGCAGGAGGUGAGAACGAGCCAGCGCUUAUGAUACCAGAACCAGGCUAGCUGGUCUGCACGGGCGUCAAGGCUAACAUUCUGGCGUGCAAAGGGCUUGCCACACCGGCCGAAUGCAUCUGACAGCAAAGGAGGUGUUACUAGUAACUACUCUGGAAUAUCAGGUGUAAUAAACCAGAGAUGUCUGGGGGCAAACAAGGACAUAUGACCGUAGCAUAUCAUUGACGUAACAAGUUUUUUUAAUAUCUACUUUUUUUUUGCUUCAACAGAUAAUAUUCCUGAAGGGCUUGUAACAUUUGCCCUGCAGGAUUAGCGUUUCUAUGUGCAACACUCAGAAGAUGACUAUAUUUCAUAGUCCCUGAUUCUUAGGCGUAAGGCC
This is a messenger RNA of Felis catus (domestic cat), 6101 nucleotides long. RefSeq names its product olfactory receptor 10C1-like. Gene Ontology annotation, cellular component: membrane. Gene Ontology annotation, molecular function: G protein-coupled receptor activity; olfactory receptor activity. Gene Ontology annotation, biological process: G protein-coupled receptor signaling pathway. The coding region runs from base 1988 to 2932 and encodes 314 amino acids. Lineage: Eukaryota; Metazoa; Chordata; Mammalia; Carnivora; Felidae. The transcript has a single exon. The record is from RefSeq and is a predicted model, not a curated record.